AUGGUGCGCUUCGACAAGGACGGCGCGCUGCAGGGCCUCAAGAUGGCGAGCCUCGAGCGAGGCACCGCAGUCCGAGUCACCGCCGACGACCACCCUCGCUACGGAGAGACCGGCACCGUCACACGCUGCGACGCUCGCGGCGUGAUGGUGCGCUUCGACAAGGACGGCGCGCUGCAGGGCCUCAAGAUGGCGAGCCUCGAGGUCGCCACCGUGGACAGCACUCUGGCACGGUGGUCGAAACGACAGCCCAAGGAGCGCUCGUGCGCAGCCGGCGAUCCCGUGACGGUGACCAAGCCGGGUGCUGCGCGCUCGGGCCAGUCUGGCACGGUGGUCGAAACGACAGCCCAAGGAGCGCUCGUGCGCUUCGAGGACAGCGAGGUCGAGGCGUUCAACCGGGUGCUGCGCGCUCGGGCCAGUCUGGCACGGUGGUCGAAACGACAGCCCAAGGAGCGCUCGUGCGCAGCCGGCGAUCCCGUGACGGUGACCAAGCCGGGUGCUGCGCGCUCGGGCCAGUCUGGCACGGUGGUCGAAACGACAGCCCAAGGAGCGCUCGUGCGGUUCGAGGACAGCGAGGUCGAGGCGUUCAACCGGGUGCUGCGCGCUCGGGCCAGUCUGGCACGGUGGUCGAAACGACAGCCCAAGGAGCGCUCGUGCGCAGCCGGCGAUCCCGUGACGGUGACCAAGCCGGGUGCUGCGCGCUCGGGCCAGUCUGGCACGGUGGUCGAAACGACAGCCCAAGGAGCGCUCGUGCGCUUCGAGGACAGCGAGGUCGAGGCGUUCAAAGACUACGAAGACUUCGUCCGAGCGAAAGGGAUUUGUUUCGACCCGUACAACAUCAAACGCUGCUGCCACUGCUCCGAAGCGUUCACAGAUGUCAACAGCUGCUCCAUUCAAGCGCGGGACUACAGUACGAGUGACGAAGCCGCAGCAUAA
This is a messenger RNA of Emiliania huxleyi CCMP1516, 933 nucleotides long. RefSeq lists its product as hypothetical. The transcript is spliced from 9 exons. The record is from RefSeq and is a predicted model, not a curated record. The coding region runs from base 1 to 933 and encodes 310 amino acids. Lineage: Eukaryota; Haptophyta; Isochrysidales; Noelaerhabdaceae.